ACGAGUUUUAAGUGUCGCCGGUGAUGAGGUAUUUGAUUUUGGAUGAAAAAGGAAUUGAAAUACCGGAAUCCAUCCCUACGGGUAACAAAGUGAGAAUCCCGUGUUACUCAGCCAAUGAGACGCCACCUGUAAUUCAUUUUGCCCAAUCAAGUCACGCCACGUGGAUCCCCGACGUGGCUCUGACCCAACGUCUCUCCAUAUAUCGUUGAUCGAUUCACCGCAGCAUCGUCGUCAGUUUAGGAGAAAUCGGAAGAGCCAUCCGGUUGGCUUCGAUACUCCGUCAAACUAUUGCUUCUUUCUCUCCGACGAUCGGACUUCGGCGCAAUAGCAGGCAAGCUUGGGUGGGAGGAAGUUAUUUAAUCCGGUGACAUAAUUAUGGAGGGCCACGGCUCCGGACUCCGCCGCGUUCUCGUCCUAGCUUUCUGCGUCGCCGGUAUUUGGUCUGCCUAUAUCUAUCAAGGCGUUCUUCAAGAGACUGUAUCAACGAAACAUUUUGGUCCGGACAAAAAGAGGUUUGAACAUUUGGCUUUCUUAAACCUGGCGCAAAAUGUGAUUUGCUUGAUAUGGUCCUUUUUGAUGAUACAGAUUUGGUCUAAUGGAAGUAGCAGUGGAGCUCCUUGGUGGAGCUACUGGGGUGCUGGCAUUACAAAUACUAUUGGUCCCGCAAUGGGGAUUGAGGCCCUAAAAUACAUCAGCUACCCUGCGCAGGUUUUAGCAAAAUCUUCAAAAAUGAUUCCUGUAAUGUUAAUGGGUACACUUGUAUAUGGCAUUCGGUAUACACUUCCUGAGUAUAUAUGUACACUACUUGUUGCUGGUGGAGUAUCAACUUUUGCACUUUCCAAGACUAGCUCAAAAACCAUAAGCAAACUGGCUCAUCCGAACGCUCCACUUGGAUAUGGACUGUGUUUUUUGAAUCUUGCAUUUGAUGGAUUCACCAAUGCUACUCAGGAUUCCAUUGCUGUAAGAUAUCCCAAGACGAGUGCAUGGGAUAUAAUGUUGGGGAUGAAUCUAUGGGGCACAAUGUACAACAUGAUAUUCAUGUUCGGUUGGUCUAACGCAAGCGGGUAUGAGGCGGUUCAGUUCUGCAGGCAGCACCCAGAGGCGGCAUGGGACAUUUUCAUGUACUGUCUUUGUGGUGCAGUCGGACAAAACUUUAUUUUCCUAACCAUUAGCCGGUUCGGUUCCCUAACAAACACAACCAUAACGACGACUCGCAAGUUUGUUAGCAUAGUCAUUUCCUCAUUGCUGAGUGGGAAUCCCCUCUCUAGCAAACAAUGGUCAAGCGUUGCUAUGGUCUUCUCAGGGUUGUCAUACCAAAUUUACUUGAAGUGGAUGAGACGACAGAGGUUGCAAAAGAAAAGGAAGUCCACAUGAUUUUCUUUCUUUCAUAGUAGUUACAGAGUCUAUAGAGUCUGCCACAUUAGUGUUUUUUGUCAAGGAAGUUGAAUUGCAAUGUUGGAAUUUGUAGUGGCCCCAAUUGGUAAAAAAGCUGAUCAUGGAUAGUAAAUGUUAACUCACGAUUUCUGCAUAGAACCAUUUUUUCCUUUUUCUCUGUG
Cuscuta epithymum is the source of this 1556-nucleotide messenger RNA. NCBI's taxonomy places the organism in Eukaryota, Viridiplantae, Streptophyta, Magnoliopsida, Solanales, Convolvulaceae. The record is from the annotation of a GenBank genome assembly.